Amoebophrya sp. A25 is the source of this 219-nucleotide messenger RNA. NCBI's taxonomy places the organism in Eukaryota, Dinophyceae, Syndiniales, Amoebophryaceae. The record is from the annotation of a GenBank genome assembly.
AUGUCGAGUUACACUCGCAGUGAGCUUGGCAGCGUGGGUCAGCUGGGCGGCGGUGCCGGUUGGACGAAACCUACGAACAUGGGCCAGACGCACCUUCCAACCGACAGAUGCCGGAUGCACACGACUGCUAUCUUAACUGGCAUUGCUUGGGCCUUGGGAAUACGCCGCGCAAAGGACGGAGGAAAGUACAAAGGGAAAGCUUUGGAGCUGGAAAUCGGG